Molecule: messenger RNA, 1101 nt
Organism: Copidosoma floridanum
Lineage: Eukaryota; Metazoa; Arthropoda; Insecta; Hymenoptera; Encyrtidae
Product: 18S rRNA (guanine-N(7))-methyltransferase
Biological process (GO): rRNA (guanine-N7)-methylation
Cellular component (GO): nucleolus
Molecular function (GO): rRNA (guanine) methyltransferase activity
Source: RefSeq, a predicted model, not a curated record
UUGCAGCAACGUGCACGACAUGGUGCGUUAAAUCUUCGCCGCAAACUCCAAAAAAGUGUACACGAGUGCCUUUUCAACUCUUGCUUAAGCACCCAAAGUAUCCUGCUACCUGUUAUGUUAAAAGUGCGUGCAAACAGAGAAAAACAAAUCAACUCUAUCAAAAGACUCGAGUGCCUGUGACUUAACCUAAAAGCUAUUUUCAACCAACUUUGGCCCGUAUAGCUUCAACUUAAGGGGCAAGAUGUCGAGGCCGGAGCUCACAGCCCCGCCAGAAAUCUUCUACAAUGACGAGGAGGCGAAAAAGUACACCUUCAACUCGCGUAUAAUGGCGAUCCAGGAGCAGAUGUGCGAGCGUGCCCUGGAGUUGCUGAGCUUGCCCGAGGACCAAACGUGCCUGCUGCUGGACGUCGGCUGUGGCUCCGGGCUUAGUGGCAUGGUGCUGGAAGAGCACGAGCACCACUGGAUUGGUGUGGACAUAUCGUCCUCGAUGCUGAAAAUCGCCACGGAACGAGUCACGGGUGAUCUGCUACUGUCCGACAUGGGACAGGGUGUGCCCUUCAAGGCUGGAACUUUCGACGGUGCUGUCAGUAUAUCUGCUCUGCAGUGGAUCUGCAACAUAGACAAGAGCAGCCAUUCUCUGAACAAGAGGCUCAAUGCUUUUUUCACAUCGCUGUUUGCUUGUCUCGCCCGAGGGGCUAGGGCUGUGUUUCAGUUCUAUCCCCAGAGCGAGCAGCAGAUCAGUAUAAUCACAGCUGCUGCGACCAGGUGUGGGUUCAUGGGUGGUGUUGUGGUCGACUAUCCCAACAGCAAGAAAGCCAAGAAGUUCUUUCUGGUGCUGAUGACUUCGGGUAUGGUGAAAUUGCCUAAGGCUCUGGGUGAUGGCGAUGCACAUAGACACAAGAACAAGAAGGAGGACAAGCUAAGAAAGUGCUCCAAGACUUGGAUUUUCAAGAAAAAGGAAAGGAGAUUAAUGAAAGGAUUGGAAGUGAAGAGGGACUCCAAGUACACAGGCAGAAAGAGGAGUAACAGGAAGUUUUAAGCUAGUGACAUUUUAUAACGAGAUUGUUUAUUGCGAAUGACUGUGAGAGUAUCUUAGUAAUA